This is a messenger RNA of Magallana angulata, 4217 nucleotides long. RefSeq names its product cilia- and flagella-associated protein 57-like. Lineage: Eukaryota; Metazoa; Mollusca; Bivalvia; Ostreida; Ostreidae. Gene Ontology annotation, molecular function: protein binding. The coding region runs from base 120 to 3779 and encodes 1219 amino acids. The transcript is spliced from 20 exons. The record is from RefSeq and is a predicted model, not a curated record.
AAUUCUUACCGGAAGUUUCAGUUGGUGCGGAAGGUUACCAACAGCAACCACAAUUACAACGGGUUGAUGUAUGUAUACAUAGAGACAUAGAGAGGGGCUGACAAAUAACAACAAUCAACAUGUCGAUUGCCGUAGCAAUGGCUAGGCACAUCUUUGGCCUAAAGCAAGGUGUGUCUGGCAACAUUUGCUACCAUGAUGAACAAACCAUUGUGUAUCCUGCUGGAGCCAACUGUAUUCUGUUCAACAUCGAUCAGAAAUCUCAGAAGUUUAUCGCUGGAACGCCAGGGAGCGAAGGAAUGACAGCUCUGACUGUUAGUCCCAAUCGCAGAUAUGUUGCUAUUGCAGAAAAGGGAGAGAAACCUGUCAUUACUAUCUAUGAUCUUCACAGCCUGCGUAAGAGGAAGGUUUUGAGCUCUUCAGAGUUCGUGAAAUCCAAUGAGUAUGUCAGCCUGGCUUUUUCACCAGAUUCCAAAUAUCUGGUGGCACAGAGUGGAAAGCCGGAUUACACUCUUCUAUACUGGACAUGGGAGAAAAGCAAAGUUAUGGCUGUCCAGAAGACAUCCAACCCGAAUACAAAUGCUCCAGUGUACCAAGUUAGUUUUAACCCUCAAGAUAACACUCAACUUUGCGUUGUCGGAAAUGGAAUUUUCAAGCACUUCAGGUACCAUGAGGGUGCUUUGAAGCCAUUCCUAAACUUCCAGAAAAUGGAAGCACACAACUACUUGUGUCAUGCCUGGGUGUCCGAUGAGAGAGUUGUUGUUGGCACAGACACUGGCCACUUGUUCCUAUUUGAACAGGGAGAAGCUAAGAAUGAGUUUAACCCUGUACAACAUAAAGAUGAAAAGAAAACUGGGGACGAGGAUGCAGAUUCUCUGGCUACCAUUAUUCCACAAGUAACUGCCAUUGUGGCCUACUCCAAGGGAUUUGCAUGUGCCUGUGGACCUGGAACUGUUCAUCUUUAUGAGAAAACAGAUGAUAAAGAGUAUUUCAAGAAAACAAGAGAAAUUAAGAUUCCACCAGACAGUAACAGUGCUGAUCCCACCAGUGCCCAAAAGCAGAUCAUUACCUGUCUGACAGUCAGUCCAUCCGAAGAGACACUGGUCGCCAGUACAAAUCACAGCCAGCUCUAUUACAUUACACUCCCAAGUGCUGAUCUAGGCAGGAGUGAUGGAGACCAGAUUUACUUUGAGACCUUGGCUCAGUCAUUCCACAAUGGACAGGUCCUAGGAUUAGAUGUCUGCAUCAGGAAACCCCUAAUUGCCACCUGCUCAUCAGACAAGUCUGUCAGAAUCUGGAACUAUGAAACCUGCAAUCUGGAGCUAUACAGAGAAUUUCCAGAAGAGGCUUUGAGUAUUGCUCUUCACCCAUCUGGAUUAUACAUCCUGGUUGGAUUCAGCGACAAACUCCGCUUGAUGAACCUAUUGAUAGAUGACAUCAGAACAUUCAAAGAAUUCCCCAUGCGCACAUGCAAAGAGUGUGCAUUCAGCAAUGGAGGACAUCUCUUUGCAGCUGUUACAAGCAAUAUCAUUCAAAUUUUCUCUACCACCACCUUUGAAAGUGUCUCCAACCUAAAAGGUCACAGUGGAAGGGUCAAGGCCAUCACCUGGUUCCCUGACGACAGUAAGAUAGUGUCCUGUGGUAUGGAUGGUGCAGUCUAUGAGUGGGAUCCUUACUCCGGAAAACGCACUGGAGACUGUGUGCUCAAGUCCUGCAGUUACUAUGGUGUGGCUACCUCACCCGAUGGAAAAAACACGUUUGCUGUUGGUUCUGACAAGACACUGAAAGAGAUAACACUGGCAGAGGCAAAUAUCCUGAGGCAAGUUGAGACCCAGGAAACAAUACUGAGCAGCAUUGCCAUGUCUCACUCUGGUCGCAUGUUGUUCUGCGGUACCACCAAGGGAACACUGUGGUCCAUGAAGUUCCCACUGAAUGUUCCAGGAGAGUGGACGGAACACCAGGGACACGGUGCAGCCAUCACCAAGAUGAAGAUUUCUUAUGAUGACCAGUACCUGAUCACAGUGGCUGAAGAUGCCUCCAUUAUUCUGUGGAAGAUUCAGGACAAAGAUGGCCGAGGGUUGAAGAGAGACAAGGAUUUUGGAUGGGCUGAGGAAAUUCUGAUUACCAAGAGUGAUCUGGAGGAGAAGAAUACUAUGAUGGCUGAUUUGAAAACGCGUGUGGAGGAGUUGAAGUCUGAGAAUGAGUAUCAGCUGAGACUGAAGGACAUGAGCUACAACGACAAGAUCAAAGAGCUCACUGAGAAAUUCAUUCAGGAAAUGGAGGCUCUCAAGACAAAAAAUCAGGUGCUGAAAACAGAAAAGGACAAAGAGGAGAUGAAACAUGAAGAAGAAAUGCAAGAAAUCAUGGAAAAACAUGCCAAAGAGACACAAGAUAUGGAGUCUGCCAAUAACCAGAAGCUGAUGCUGGAGUAUGAGAAGUUCCAGGAGAUGCAGAGUAAGAUGAUGAAGAUGCAGGAGGAGUAUGAGCGUCAGCUGAUCGAGAAGGAGGAGAGUAAACAAAGGGACAUGGAGCGGCAGACCGAGUACUAUGAGACCAAGCUACAGGAGAUGACCGCCAAACUAGAACAGGCUAAUGAUGAAUCCCGUGAACAAAACAAAGAGUAUGAGGAGACAAAAAAACAGAUUGAGGAGGACUCGGAUAGGGAAAUCUUGGAUAUCAAAAAUAAUUACGAGAUUCAGCUCCGCAGAGAACGGGAGGAGAACAUCAAACUGAAGGGAGAAACUGGCAUCAUGAAGAAGAAGUUCAUUAGCCAGCAGCGUGAAAUUGAUGACCACAAAGAGGAAAUCAACAGAUUCAAAUCUGAGGUGUCUAAACUGAAUGGUGAGAAGGAGAAGAUGAAGAAAGAUAUUCAGGGACUCCGAAAGGAGAUUGUGGAGAGAGAUGACACUAUCCAAGACAAAGAAAAGAGAAUUUAUGACUUGAAAAAGAAGAACCAGGAAUUGGAAAAGUUCAAGUUUGUGCUGGAUUAUAAGAUCAAGGAGUUGAAAAAACAGAUUGAGCCCAGGGAAAAUGAUAUCAAACAAAUGAAAGACCAGAUUCAGGAGAUGGAAAGUGAGUUGGAGAGAUUCCACAAACAGAACACUCAGUUGGAACUGAGCAUCAAAGAACUGACUCAGAAAUUGAAAGCAACAGACAAGGAGAUGCACUUAGAAAGAGAAAAGGUGCAUGAUAUCAAAGCCAAACUAAAGCAGUUCAAAACAGAUCUCCAUAACUGUGUGGGCUACAUUCAGGAUCCUAAGAUGCUGAAGGAGACCAUCAAAGCCUUGUAUGCCAAGCAUGUCAGAGAUGACAUUACUGAGUCUGCCAGUGUUGAUGCAGACAUUCAGAAGGAGUACAGUCGCCAGCGAGAGCAUUUAGAAAGAUCUGUAGCCUCCCUUCGUAAGAAGUUGGCGAAAGAUUCGGAAAUCCAUAGAGCUGACAAUGUCCGCAUUAUGCAGGAAAAUGUCUCAUUAAUUAAAGAAAUCAAUGAUUUGAGGAGAGAACUAAAAAUAGCAAGGACGCAGAUCCAUGAUCUGGAGGCUGCUCUGGGAAUGCACAGCAAGAAGAACAAGAACGACACCGCAGCAGUGGCUGCUUUCUCUUCAAAGGGACCCAGUGCUCUCAUGCAGUCCGAAAUGGAAGAAAAGAACAAAAUUAUUGACAUGCAGAAGUUAGAAAUAAAGAGACUGAGAAUGGAAAUCACUGACAUUGAAAUGGGCUCUCGUCCCCCCUCCUCUCAAAGACUGCCACCUGUCCAGCCCGCCAUUGAAAGUGUAGGCUGAAUUAACUUCCUGCUUAAAUUAUAGGAGUUUAAAAUGGUUAGGAACUCUUGAAAUUCAGUGAGAAAAAUAUUCUCAGUAUUAAACAGACUCCACUUUUAAGUGCUGGACAUUUUUCCAUAAUAAAGUUUUGCACGUCUUUUUUUCCAGUGAAAACAUUUUGAGAUGCUCUUUACACAAAUUUAUACAUUCCCGCUGGACUGUAAAGUUAAAACUUUGAGUUUAUUUUUCUCUGUGUUUUUGUAUUCACUGUCCUCUGAAAGUCCCUCCAGUUCUCAUUCUUAAUUAUGGAAUACAUUGUUGAUCAGAAGUUUUUAACCAUACAUAUAUGAGUAACUGUGUUGACAAUUUCUUAUUAUUGUCUGUGAUAAAUUACAUUAAAUAAUGAUUACAUGUAUUUAUUUUAUCAAUUUAUAAUAAAACAUGAAGUUACAUACUGAA